Messenger RNA from Diaporthe amygdali, 2298 nucleotides. RefSeq names its product carboxylesterase 3. NCBI's taxonomy places the organism in Eukaryota, Fungi, Ascomycota, Sordariomycetes, Diaporthales, Diaporthaceae. The record is from RefSeq and is a predicted model, not a curated record. The transcript has 3 exons. The coding region runs from base 1 to 2298 and encodes 765 amino acids.
AUGGCGCCUAGCUCGGUCGUCGAGGCCUCGCUCCGUGGGCGAAUUGGGUUUGGGGAGAUGUACCAAGGCGACCCUUGGGAGACAAUAAUCCGCGCCGAGGUUCGGCAGCUACUUCUAGCAAUGCGCCGUGUCCAUAUCCCAACCCUCAUCCUCAUCAUCGGCGUAUGCGUGCUCUGCCUCAUCGCAUCCACACGGCAGCAACGCAUCUCGCUCUCUUCGACCUGGAUCCUACGGCGUCGACGUCGGCGCCACUGGUCCUCCUGGGAUCUGUCUCGAAGCAGCAAAGGCGCGGCUGGCCCGGACUGCCUCCCUACCACCUCAGUCCGUGACACCUCGGGUGACCUGGCAGUAGACAUGGCCAGAGAGGAGAAGAAAAAGAAGCCCGGCUCGGAGAACCGGAACCCACUCCGGCCGCAGGCUCGCAGGCCAACGCCGCACGAGGGGCCAUCCGCCACCGCGUACCUCGCCCAGGGCCGCUACACGGGCGUGCUCCUGCCGGCGAGCAGCACCGUGCCGCGCGCCGUGGAGGCAUGGCGCGGCAUCCCCUUCGCCCAGACGACAGGCGGCCAGAACCGCUUCCGGCCACCUGUGCCGCUGGACCUGUCCGCCUCGUCAGCGGCCGACGCCCACGACGCCAGCGUCUUCGGGCCCGUGUGCCCCGGCACCGCGUCCCGCAUCCCGGGCAUGCUUGACGGUGAGAACUGCCUCAACCUAAAUGUGUACCGCCCGGCGUCGUACGACCCGGGCCGGGGCCACGCCGCCAUGCCCGUCGUGGUCUACGUCCACGGCGGCGCCUUCAACGGCGGCCUGGGCACGGAGCGCGACAUGAGCAGUUUCGUGGGCUGGUCUGAGACGCCCAUCGUCGGCGUCAACUUCAACUACCGCGUCGGGGCGCUGGGGUUCCCCAGCUCGAGUGUCGCGGAGCAGGAAGGGGCGCUGAACCUGGGGCUAAGGGAUCAGAGGCUGUUGUUUGAGUGGGUGAGGCAGAAUAUUGGCCACUUUGGGGGUGAUGCGUCUCGCGUCACGCUCAUGGGAAUGAGUGCUGGGGCGCAUUCGGUCCAGAUCGGCUACCACCUACAAUCAUAUACAUCCCAGGAUGCCGCCCCCUUCCACGGCGCAAUAAUGGAAUCCGGAGGUGCAACCGCACGUGCGACCCUAUCUCCAUCUCAUCCGCGGACAGAAGAACAGUUCGCCGAGUUCCUUCGUGCGGCAGGAAUCGAACCAACCCAAACUCGCGCGGAUCAAAUCUUCCCCUUGCUGCGGUCCCUGCCACUGGAAACAAUCCUCUACGCAUCCAGCACCGUCUUUUCGCGGUACCAGGACCCGAUCCGGUGGCCCUUCCAGCCCGUCAUUGAGUCCCCCGGCGCCCAGGACGGCGCGGUCACCGACCUCCCCAUCAAUCACUUCCGCCGCGGGAGCCACCUCAAGAUCCCCGUGCUGGCGGGCUUCAACACCAACGAGGGAACCGUGUUCGCCUCGCCGCGAGUCGAUACGGGCGACGAGUUCCUCGGCAAGUUCGCCACCAUGAUCCCCGGCCUCAGCGGCGCCGACCUCUCCGCGCUGGCCAAGCUGUACCCGGACCCCGUCACCAACCCCACGAGCCCGUACGCGAAUGUGCCACCCGGCUUCGGCCGCCAGUGGGCGCGCUACGAGGCCGCCUACUCGCAUUAUGCUUACGUCUGCCCUGUGCUCCAGACUGGACAUUUCCACAGUGAUCACGAGGAGAGUGACGGCGGUGGAGACGACUACCCUGUGUGGAUCUACCAUUUCGCCGCCCUGUCACGCCCCGACUUCGGAGGCAAGGCCAACCACGUGGAUGAGGCCGCCCUGGUCGCGCACGACAUGGGCGCCAUCGGCAACUUCCCGGGCCUGGUGAGGACGGCAGACGCCAUGCACGGGGCGUGGACGCGCUUCAUCGCCACGGGGGACCCGAACCCCGCGCACAUCGACGACGAGGCAGGCCAGAAGGACAACUCUUAUUCUCCCUCCUCUACCUCCUCGACGCCCUUCUGGCCGCGCUUCAGCAGCCCCUUCGUGGGCGACACGGCCCGGGCGCCCGGCCGGCUGCGGCGCAAGGGCCGGGCGGGCGGCGAGGAGUGCGGGCGCGUGAUGAUGUUCGGGCUGGGCAACGACGAGCGCAUGGGCGGCGCUGGGAGGGGAACGCCCGGCGUGCCGGCGACGGUCGUCCGGAUGACCGAGGCCGAGGUCGAGAAGUGUAGGUUCUGGUGGGAGCGGGUCGAGCUGAGCGAGGGCAUGGGCGGCAGGCUGGCAAGAGGCGCCGCGAGGUCGAGGCUGUGA